Messenger RNA from Balearica regulorum gibbericeps (East African grey crowned-crane), 2043 nucleotides. Lineage: Eukaryota; Metazoa; Chordata; Aves; Gruiformes; Gruidae. The record is from RefSeq and is a predicted model, not a curated record.
AGGUACACGCUGAUCGAGAAAUGGCGGGACACCGAGAGGCACCUGGCGCCUCACGAAAACCCCAUCGUGUCGCUGAACAAGUGGGGACAGUACGCGAGCGACGUGCAGCUGAUCCUGCGCCGCACCGGGCCCUCUCUGAGCGAGCGGCCGACUUCGGAUAGCGUGGCGCGCAUCCCGGAGAGGACUCUGUACCGGCAAAGCUUACCGCCCCUGGCCAAGCUGAGGCCUCCCGGCGACAAAUCCAUGAAGAGGAGGGAGCCGAAAAGGAAAUCCCUCACCUUCACUGGGGGGGCCAAAGGGUUAAUGGACAUCUUUGGGAAAAGCAAGGAAUCCGAGUUCAAGCAAAAGGUGCUCAACAACUGUAAAACAACGGCGGAUGAGUUGAAGAAAUUGAUCCACCUCCAGACGGAGAAGCUUCAGUGCAUCGAGAAACAGCUGGAGUCCAACGAAGCCGAGAUCCGCUACUGGGAACAAAAGUAUAACUCCAGCCUGGAAGAAGAAAUCCUCAAGCUAGAGCAGAAGAUCAAAAGGAACGAAGUGGAGAUUGAAGAGGAAGAGUUCUGGGAAAAUGAGCUGCAGAUCGAGCAGGAGAACGAAAAACAGCUGAAGGAGCAGCUGCAGGAGAUGAGGCAGAGGAUCCUGGAGUGCGAGAGCAAGCUGAAGGACUACAUGUCUCAGAUCCACAAUAUGGAGAGCGGCCUUGAAGCAGAGAAGUUGCAGCGGGAAGUUCAAGAGUCCCAAGUGAACGAAGAAGAGGUUAAGGAGAAGAUCGAGAAGGUGAAGGGUGAAAUUGAUAUUCAGGGUCAGCAGAGUCUGAGAUUGGAAAAUGGCAUUAAAGCUGUAGAACGGUCUUUGGGCCAAGCUACCAAACGGUUACAGGACAGGGAACAAGAACUGGAGCAACUGACAAAGGAGCUGCGACAGGUCAAUCUCCAACAGUUCAUCCAGCAAACGGGAACGAAGGUCACGGUGCUGCCAGCAGACCCCGUUGAGGUGGAGGCCCCACACGUGGAGCUUGAGAGAGAGCCAACAUUUCAGUCUGGGUCACUGAAGCGCCCUGGCUCAUCGAGGCAACUCCCCAGUAACCUUCGGAUUCUACAGAAUCCCCUGUCGUCUGGUUUUAACCCGGAGGGCAUUUACGUAUGACAGUACAUACCUCUUCUGGAGAGGACCUAGCAAGGUACCCUGGACAAGAUACACUUUUGUUUUACUCUGCCAAUGAUGAAUGGAAGAAGAUUGUUGUUGUUGUUGUUAAGCCACCGUAUAUUUUUUUCUUCUUCUUCCUCCAACACACCACUUGGAGCCAUACCCUGUGCACUGAUGCUAAAGAGACAGAGGAACCGUCUCGAUUCAUAAUUGGCAAGGAUGAACUUGCUGUCAACACAGCUAGAGUGCAAAAACCUUCAUUUGUUUUUGCCACUUCAGAAGUGUUUGGGAAAGUAUUGUUCCUUGUAUAGGCGUAGAUAAAAGACUGAGGGUGAAGGAAACCAUGUAUGCAACUGAUCUGUUUAAUUUAUUCCCUUUAAUCAACGGACGUGUGAAUGUUGACCUUUUAUAUUUUUAUUUUUAACUUGUGAAUAAUCACGUAUGGCUGUAUGUCAGUCUGACAAGGUGACUUUAAUUUGCAUGUACAAACAUCCACCAUUUGACCAAGUACAACAACUUGCAAUGCAGAGUUCUGUGGAGUGCUGAACCAUUACAGUGGUUUCUCACCGCUGACUUUUAAUUUCUGUUGUGGGUCAUAAUAUGUCAUCUUCCAUCCAUUGCUACCUUUUAAGGCUUGAAAAGUGAGCUUGUGGGAUUUACUUGCUGUUGAAUCUGCCUUGAAUGAAGCACCUAGUGUUCAAAAGAUUUAUGGAAUUUAAACCUUGGCUUGGUAAAAAUAUUUCCAGCAUAUGAUUGAGGAUGCACUAGUUAGAUGAUAUUUUAUUAUAUAGAGUGUAUAUUUGAAAUAUUUUGCCACAUUGUAUAUGCCUUUUGAGAAAAGAACAAUGUAAGAAGUUGUCUUCAUAUAUCUUACCAAAAGAGAGUAGGCGGCUUUCA